Messenger RNA from Symbiodinium natans, 471 nucleotides. The record is from the annotation of a GenBank genome assembly. Lineage: Eukaryota; Dinophyceae; Suessiales; Symbiodiniaceae.
AUGACGCCGCAGGAGAUCUUGGCUAACUUCGGUGGCCGGCCACGGUUGGCGCGCAUGAGGCAGCUCUUCGAGGAGCUCACAAAGAUGGGUUGCGAGCUGUUCAUUGUAUCCAUUGGCUUCCGGGACACCUGCAUCCUACCGCACCUCCAGGCCGUGGGACUCGAGCAGUUUUUCAAGCCUGAGAAUGUGUUUGGACAAGAUUCCAGAGCAUUGCAGGAGCGUGGCUUCGUGAAAGGAAGGCCCCUACCCCGCUUACCCGCUUCGGUGGUGGGUCCCUGGUCAUCUCGCCAACGGCACCCACAUUCCAGCAAUCCCGAGCAUGCACCUUUGAGGGCAGAGACCGACUCUGAAGCAAACUGGGCUUCUGGCGCAAAGGAGUUUGGAGCUCCUGAGACGUACGGAGUCCGCUCAAAUGACACAGAAAUUGAACCCUGUGCAAGCUUCAGGCUUCGGUGUCCACAAACUUUGUGA